Carassius auratus (goldfish) is the source of this 5950-nucleotide messenger RNA. RefSeq names its product syntaxin-binding protein 5-like. Gene Ontology annotation, molecular function: GTPase activator activity; myosin II binding; syntaxin binding. Lineage: Eukaryota; Metazoa; Chordata; Actinopteri; Cypriniformes; Cyprinidae. Gene Ontology annotation, biological process: Golgi to plasma membrane transport; exocytosis. The record is from RefSeq and is a predicted model, not a curated record. The coding region runs from base 360 to 3866 and encodes 1168 amino acids. The transcript is spliced from 27 exons. Gene Ontology annotation, cellular component: plasma membrane; SNARE complex; cytoplasm.
CUCCCUCACAUCCGGGUGUCGCCUCUUCAGCGCAGACGCGUCGCGGUGAUUGCAGCGCUCUGCGUUUCCGCGUUAGUAGCGGGGGGAACGGAGCACAGCGAGAGUGGCCAAACAUAACUGAAUUACACUGGCCGUUCCGCGAUUAAAAUGAAAAAGACGUGACAUACCAUCCGGCGUCCGUGUUUAAGGAAUGAGCGUGGGAUUAUGACACGAGACGGAAUGACAACACUGCCUGACAUGUGAGACGUCAGGACAAAUACAACAACAGUGUGCUUGUGUGGCUGUCUCCGCCACCGUCUGUUUAUGCUCGCUCUGUUGAUGCACAUUUUGCAUUCGUUUCGCAUUUGCUUGGAGGCAAUAUGAAGAAGUUUAAUAUCAGGAAGGUGUUGGACGGCUUGACGUCCUCUUCCUCCUCCGCCGCGUCCCUUCAGUCGGGAAACCGGGAGAAUGACAUGAUUCAGGAGACCCUGCAGUCAGAGCAUUUCCAGCUCUGCAAGACAGUGCGACAUGGCUUUCCCUAUCAACCCUCCUCCAUGGCUUUUGACCCUGUGCAGAAAAUUUUGGCUAUUGGCACACAAAGCGGAGCCCUGAGACUAUUCGGCCGAGCUGGAGUGGAGUGUUUCUGCCAGCAUGAGAGCGGAUCGGCGGUCAUCCAGCUAGAGUUUCUUGUAAAUGAAGGUGCGCUAGUAAGUGCUUUGGCAGAUGACAGUAUUCAUUUGUGGAAUCUGAGGCAAAAACUUCCAGCCGUCCUUCAUUCUCUUAAAUUUAACCGGGAGAGGAUCACGUUUUGCCAUUUGCCGUUUCAGAGUAAAUGGCUGUACGUGGGCACGGAAAGAGGGAACAUUCACAUUGUCAAUGUGGAGUCCUUCACCCUCUCAGGCUAUGUGAUCAUGUGGAACAAAGCCAUCGAACUUUCCUCAAAGACUCAUCCUGGACCUGUAGUUCAUAUCAGCGAUAACCCUAUGGACGAAGGGAAACUUUUAAUUGGUUUUGAGUGUGGCAUAGUUGUGCUGUGGGACUUGAAAUCGAAGAAAGCUGACUAUCGGUACAGCUAUGAUGAGGCGAUCCACUCCGUGGCAUGGCAUCACGAGGGGAAACAGUUUGUGUGCAGUCACUCAGAUGGCACGCUUACCACAUGGAAUAUACGCGCUCCUGCCAAGCCUGCCCAGAUCAUUACGCCACAUGGUAAACAGCCCAAGGAUGGAAAGAAGCCGGAGCCUUGCAAGCCCAUCUUGAAAGUGGAGUACAAAACUACCAGAGCAGGGGACCCAUUCAUGAUACUGUGUGGAGGUUUGUCAUAUGAUACAGUGGGUAGACGAGCCUGUCUGACUGUGAUGCACGGGAAAAGCACUGCAGUGCUGGAGAUGGACUACCCCAUAGUGGAUUUCCUUACGCUGUGUGAAACCCCAUAUCCAAACGAUUUCCAGGAGCCUUAUGCGGUUGUUGUCCUGCUGGAGAAGGAUUUGGUUCUCAUUGAUCUUGCACAAAUUGGGUAUCCGAUCUUUGAGAAUCCAUAUCCUCUGUCCAUCCACGAGUCUCCAGUGACCUGCUGUGAAUAUUUUGCGGACUGUCCAGCUGAAGUCAUUCCUGCACUUUACUCCGUGGGCUCCAGACAGAAGAGACAAGGGUUCAGUAAGAAGGAAUGGCCUAUAAGUGGAGGUAACUGGGGCCAGGGAACACUAAGUUUCUCAGAGAUGAUCAUCACUGGGCAUGCUGAUGGAUCGAUCAAGUUUUGGGAUGCCUCAGCAUUAAUGCUGCAGGUUUUGUAUAAGCUGAAAACAGCGAAGGUGUUUGAGAAGCCCCGCAGUAAAGAGGAGAAAUCCAGCACUGAAAUUGUGGAUGAAGAUCCGUUCGCCAUCCAGAUUCUGUCCUGGUGUCCAGAGAGCCGUGUCCUCUGUGUGGCUGGAGUCUCGGCUCAUGUCAUAGUGUACAGGUUCAGCAAACAGGAAGUCACCACUGAAGUGGUUCAGCUCCUGGAGGUGCGUAUGCAGUGUGAGCUGAAUGAAGUGGAGUCUCCCGAGUGUGGAGGCGAGCAGGCGUCAGCUGUGUCCACCCCAGGAACCCAAUCUAGCCCUCAGACCUCCCUGCCUCAGUCCCACCCCUCCACCAGCAGCAACAACUCGUCUGACGGCCUGCGAGAUAACGUGCCCUGUCUCAAGGUCAGGAGUUCUCCUCUCAAACAGUCUGCGGGGUACCAGGUGGAGCUGCUCAUUCAGCUGGUGUGGGUCAGCGGGGAGCCGCCACAACAGAUCACCAGCCUGGCCGUCAACUCUGCAUAUGGCCUAGUUGCUUUUGGCAAUGGUAAUGGACUUGCCGUGAUUGAUUACCUUCAGAAAACACUGCUUCUGAACAUGAGCAUAGCUGAGCUGUAUGGAUCAACAGAUCCUCACCACAGACAACCGCGCUCGCCCCGCAAAACCAGACAGCCCUCAGCAGGUCUUUGUGAUGGUAAUGAUGCAUCAGCCGCACCAGAGGAGAAAUGCAAAUCACCAACAGGCUCCGGUUCACUGUGCAAUUCUGAUGAAGACAGCAAACAAAAGUUAAUUGACAGGGGUACGAUGCAUUAUAAACAGCUUUUUUGUCUUAGGAGAUCUUUUAUUUUAUUUGAUUGGUUCUAUUCAAUACAUUUUCCAGUGAAGUCCAAAAGCAAGCGGAUAUCCAAGACUGUUGCCAAUGACUUUGCUAAGAUAUCCCGGAAAAUUAACAUGAUUGCUGAUCAGAAAGAUGACGCCAGGGACAACUCAUUCAGCCGCUCACGCAGCUCCAGUGUGACCAGCAUUGACAGAGAGUCACGUGAGGUCAUUUCUUCCUUCUACUUUUGUGACUCUCUGUCCAAGAAGAGCGAGACUGUGGCAGUGCCCAGCCUGUGGGUGGGCACCUCAUUGGGCAGCAUGCUGGCCAUCGUCCUCACUGUGCCCUCCACACCAGAGCAGAGGAUGCAACAGCCCUUGGGCGUCGCUUUCUGUGGUCCAGUCGUGCGCUUGAAGGGAGGUAUUUUGCGCAUGGCCCAGCUGGACGCCAGCGGGACCCUUCUGCCCCAUGUUUACGAGUCCUGGUAUGAGCCCAACGCCCCUGAGGAGGAGAGAGAACGGCCACAGAGACGCCGGCCCACCUCGCCUCCUUCGACUCUGGAGAACCCGGACUGUCAGUACGCUGUGGUCUGCUCAGAGAAACAGGCGAAGGUGGUGGCAAUGCCCUCUCAAAACUGUGUCUAUGAACACAACAUCACAGAGACCUCCUUCGUACUGAGAGCUGAUGUGGUGACGAUGACCGCAGGGGUCGGCAUCGCCUGCUUCUGUGCCAAUGGCCAUAUCAUGACCCUCAGUUUGCCCAGCCUGCGGCCACUGCUAGAUGUGAACUACCUUCCCCUGACAGACAUGAGGAUAGCUAGAACCUUCUGUUUCUCAAACCAAGGCCAAGCCCUGUACCUCACAUCGCCCACUGAGAUCCAAAGAAUCACCUAUAUCCAGGAAACCUGUGAUAACCUGCAGGAGAUGCUUGGAGAGCUGUUUACUCCAGUGGAGACACCAGAGGCUCCAAACCAAGGCUUCUUCAAGGGUUUAUUUGGAGGCGGGGCUCAGUCUUUAGACCGAGAGGAUCUGUUCGGAGAGGUGUCUGCUGGUAAAGCUUCACGCAGCCUGGCGCAGCACAUCCCAGGUCCAGGUGGUAUGGAGGGCAUGAAGGGGGCCGCGUCCGGUGUGGUGGGAGAGUUGGCACGGGCGAGGAUAGCUCUGGAUGAGAGAGGACAGAAACUAGGCGAGCUGGAGGAGAGGACAGCAGCCAUGAUGGCCAGCGCUGACUCCUUCUCUAAACACGCGCAUGAUGUGAUGCUGAAAUACAAGGACAAGAAAUGGUACCAGCUCUGAAGUCCCUGCAGGGAGUCAGCGCACCUUCCUAUAAAGACAGCAGAUCCAUCAUCUCUCCUCCGUUUCUUCCUUCUCUUCCUGUAUCUUUCUCUCUCUGUGAUGUCCAGAGACUGCCACUAGCGCUCAGCACAACGUCACGCAGCAUUACCUCGAGCUGAGGAGCUGCGGAAAGACAGAGGAGACAGGAGGGGAAGGAACGGGACAGGCGAAACGCAUCAGGACGGGAUUUCCUUUCCUUCUCGGUGGCAGUUGAGCUUCCUCUUCUGAAAACACAGCUGUGGAUCUUGUCUUGGGAGAGGAGGCCCAUCACCGGAGCUGCCCCUGUCUUAUACCUUCACCCGCCACGCUGUCAUUUUCACUGCCAUUCUGUCUGCAAAGAAACUCAAAAAAGGACCUUAAGGGAAAUGAAAGAUUUAAGAUGAAUGAAAUGGGUCAGAGGGACAUAGAGCUGACAAAAGAAAGUCUAACGUCUGCAGCAUUGCCAAGCUUAAUGCUUCUGAUAAUCUGUCACUAGAGCAAGAAUGGGUUGCAUGUCUAGUGAUUUAAUUUAGGAAAUUAGUGCUUUUUCUUGUUUUUGGAAUUGAGAUGAAUCUCAACUAGCUAAUAUUUCACCUCAAAAGCAAUAUUUUGCAUAAAGAAAACCUAUUUUUAGGAGGCAGGGGUGUUCUUCAAGCAAAAUAUUACAUAAAUUAGAUUUUAGGUUGAAGCAUAAGUAGAUUUCAUCAGAUUCUCCCGGUAAUCAUGUUAGCUGUGGAAAAGGCUGGAUUGUCUUACGUAAGGUGUGUAAGUACCAUUUAAUUUCACCUCUAAAGGGCUGGAAGUUGCUGUAUUUACCACAUAUCAUGUGAUUAAUUUGCCAUAUGAAAUUGCAGACGGGCCUGGGCAGUGGAGCUGAUCUGAUCAUGCAUCAUUUUGUUGGUUUACGCUGAUCAGGUCUCAAAAGAGCUUUUAGGGAAGAGAUCUGACUUGAUGUACUCCAUACGCUGUGUUGACACUGGAGAAAGAUGAUAUUGAUUUUGAAUAUACAUAUAUAAAGAUCUAAUUAGCAUGACUGUCUAAAAACGUGUCUGGCUCAUAUUUCAUACCUACAUCAAAAGAAAAAAUGUAUAUUUAGCAUGAAGACAAGUUUUUGUAAGAUCAUUCAUUUUCGCAUUGUGCUUAGAAAAGAACACUGUAAUACAAUUUAAAUGUUUUAUUUAGUUGCAUAAAUUAAAGACAGUUCAAAUACCACUAUGAUAUAUAUAUAUUUUGUCAAUUAAAAUGUUUUUUUAUCAUUUUGGUACAUUUAUUUAUUUUGUUUCACUUACAGAAUAAAAAUAUGCCCAAUUAUUCACAGUCCAAAAAAAUGGUUUAAUUUUCUAAAAACUUAUUUCUAAGUUUUUCUAACUUUUUUGGGGGCGAAAUAUGACCCAGACGUGCUUUUAAAAGGUUUCAACUGCUGAAUAUUUGCUGGUUAUGUACAAACAGAGAUCUGGAGCACGUAAAUUAUUUUUGAUCUAAGGGAGCAGGAUAUUUUUAUCACGAAGGAGCGCGAGUGAGAGUUGGUAAGUGUCAGGCAUGAUCUUGAUUAUGUGCCUUGAGAUGAAUGACAUGUCAGAAACCCGUCCGUUCUCCGGACACAAGAGACACCUUUGAAAUGUGCAAAGAGAACUGAUUCUUCAUAUGCAAAACAUCUUCCUCCUUAUCUCCCAUGAUGCAACUGCUCCUGGACGAGGAAAUCUCGAGGCUAAUGCGAGACUCAGUACAGUACCUGGUGACUUCCUCCUCUGAAGUACGUAAGGAAUGGAUUUCUCUGUGUAAUUUCUAAGAAGACUUUUCGGAUGGACUAAUGCAUGAGUUUGUCAUCCUCACAGAGAGCUGAAUAUAUCUAUCUCUGUUUGGAGGCGACCACUAAAUGUUCAGUGCAACUCCAUGCUUUCGGUCAGCAGCCCCUCGGAUGGGCAUUACCUUCUGCCUUUGCUUUGCAACCCAUGAAUAUAUCCUAACCUCGUGUGCAUAUACGUGUGUUCGUGAACAUACAUGUGCGAAAGAAUAUGUGUAUGCUCACGUUUAUAUAAACUAAAGAUACAAUAUAUUUGAAAGCA